CAACUACGGACCGACGACGCAAAGCGACAUAAGUGCAAUUGAUAAUUAUUCAAAACGAAUUCAAGUGGACUGGCCUCUGUGUCGCUUGACAGCUUCUAGAAACUUUGGAGGGACAUUUUUCUAAAUUGGUGGUGACACAAGACCACGGAACGCUUGCAAGGGUUUUUGAGUAUUCUUGACCACUGCAGGCUAAUCAAAAUAUACAUGUAAUUUAUUUUACUGCCACCCUCUCUUAAAAAAAAACACGUGACAACUGCAAUCACUGCAUUCCUGCGAGUCCAGGUUUAGGAAUUGUCACACAUUUGCAAGUAUCGGCUACCUUGUUUCAGUCGAUCCUGGGACAAACGCGGUGAGGCUGGAUGUUGCAGGCGGUGGGUCAGUGAGCGCGAGGACCAAGUACCUCUACGAAGUCCACAACUCCCGACCUAUCUUACCUGAUGCCGUGCAUGAUGAUUGUCCUUGGAAUACUUAUGAAUGUCCUCAGUCAUGGCAGCGUGCUGUCAGGCUCCAUAGACUGUCAGGAGGCUGAGCGAGGCUGUGUACAGGAGCAGGAAUGUACAGCAGUGUACAGGGUGCUGGAGUACUGUGCUGCUGAGGAGGCCGUGUCGCCCCUGGGCCAAGACGCCCGGGGGGAGUGUCUGGAGGCCCAGAGCGCCCUGCAGCAGUACCGCCCCCUCCAGGCCUGCAAGUGCCAGCGCGGCUCCCGCCGGGAGGAGCUGUGCCUCAGGGUCUACUGGACCAUCAGAUUCGCUGUGUAUAAUGAGUACGAGGUGUCUCCGUAUGAAGAUCUGGAGGUGGAGUUUGUGAGGCACAUAGAGAUGUCACGCAUGGCCUCCAUCAUGGCAGCCUCCUCUUUUCCUCUGGAUGGGCAGAACCAGUGUCUGAAAGCAGCCCAGGACUGUGGUCUGUAUGAGAAGUGUGGUUCUCUGAGGUCGGAGUAUGUUGUAGCCUGCACCAAGCGGGCUCCGGGCUCCGACGGCAGCUGUAACAGACAGAAGUGCCACCGGGCACUGCGGCGCUUCCUGGAGCGGGUACCAGAGGAGUACAGCUUCGCCCUGCUAUUCUGUCCCUGCUCUGAUGCCCUCUGUGGGGAGCGCCGGCGGAAGACCAUCGUACCGUCGUGUUCCUAUGAGGAGAGAGACAGCAAACCCAACUGCCUCAGCCUGCAGGGCUACUGUGCCAGGGAUGAGCUGUGUAGAUCUCGUCUGGCUGAUUUCCAGCACAACUGCCAGCCCUCGUCACAUUCUCCCUCUGGCUGCAUGAGAGAGAGUGGAGCCGUCUGCCUUAAGGCCUACGCCGGGCUCAUAGGCACCAUCAUGACCCCCAACUAUGCCAACAAUCUCAGUAUGGACGUGUCCCAAUGGUGCACCUGUGAGGGAAGUGGGAACCAAUGGCAGGACUGUCUGCGCAUCAUGAACAUGUUCCACAGAAACGUCUGUCUGCGAAAUGCUAUCAGUUAUUUAGGUGGCUCUUCCCCUCGCCCUGUGGAGAGCACCACCCUGCCCCCUCGUCACCACGCAUCAGCCACCCCCUCUCCACACAUCUUUCAGGACAAGGACAAGAUCAAUGUCAACGUCAACAUUUUAUCAGAACGCAACAGUGUGGAGGACAACGAGGAAGAGGAGGUAGAGGAGGAAAGCCAGGAAUUCAAUGUUAUCCCACUGUAUUCUGAGAAGGAGAAGUCUAGUGUGGGCUCCGGGACCCGAGGAGGCCGUAGAGGAGCGGCAAGCCAGACAGCACCCAUGCUGCCCCUGCUGCUGCUGCCUGCUGCUAUGCUGGGCUGGUGGUGUCCGGUAUAACGAGCCCCCCUACUACCCCUCUUACGAUCAGCUACAGUAUCACAUUCACUGGGUCACCUCCACCAUGGCACUGAGACUGAUGAGGAGACUUAAGGCUGAGGGAAGAACAACCACAAUGAGGAAAUGGACAUUCACACCUUUCUAUUAUGGCACUCUGUCUUACAUUCAUUUCAUGCUUUCUGUUUUCCUUUGUUACUUUCCAUCAUUAUUUUUCUGCAAUCUCUAUCUCUCCUGCUCUGACUGCUCAUGGUCUUUAGUAGUCCUAGCUGCCCAUCUCUUAGCUCUUCUCUCUCACAUCAGUACACAUGGAGUUGAACAAGCUGUGCAGAUAAAUAAAUAAAUGGAUGAAUUAAUAAGGUCUGUCUGGAGGAAUCGAUGUGGCUGUCUGUCCAGUGCCUGCCUCAAGAUUGGGCAUCCAGCUCCACUCUCCCUCUUCAUGAGGAACCCACA
Oncorhynchus masou masou (cherry salmon) is the source of this 2249-nucleotide messenger RNA. Its product is annotated as GDNF family receptor alpha-4-like. The record is from RefSeq and is a predicted model, not a curated record. Bases 438 to 1799 code for a protein of 453 amino acids. Gene Ontology annotation, cellular component: signaling receptor complex; external side of plasma membrane. Lineage: Eukaryota; Metazoa; Chordata; Actinopteri; Salmoniformes; Salmonidae. Gene Ontology annotation, biological process: nervous system development. Gene Ontology annotation, molecular function: signaling receptor activity. The transcript is spliced from 8 exons.